This is a messenger RNA of Tripterygium wilfordii, 1365 nucleotides long. Its product is annotated as general transcription factor IIF subunit 2-like. Lineage: Eukaryota; Viridiplantae; Streptophyta; Magnoliopsida; Celastrales; Celastraceae. Bases 65 to 1015 code for a protein of 316 amino acids. The transcript has 5 exons. Gene Ontology annotation, cellular component: transcription factor TFIIF complex. Gene Ontology annotation, biological process: transcription by RNA polymerase II; transcription initiation at RNA polymerase II promoter. The record is from RefSeq and is a predicted model, not a curated record.
AUUUUCUCAUCAGGAAACGACAACAAGACGACGAAACUCUCCCUCUCUGGCUCUCGCGCGCGCCAUGGACGAGCGAGGUGGUAGCAGCGACAACAGCGGCGGUUAUGGUAAACAUGGCGGUGGAUUCUUGGAGACGAGCAAAUCAGAUAGGGCAAUGUGGUUGAUGAAGUGCCCUGCAUUGGUGUCUCGUUCGAUGAAGGGCCCUGAUGACCCGUCUCUCCCUGUCGCCAAGGUCGUACUCUCCAUCGACCCUCUCCGCAACGAAGAGGACUCCUCUACGCAGUUCACCAUGGAAUUGGCUGGCCCUGAAUCUGGGAAUGCACCGAAACGCUAUGCCAUGGAAAUUUCCAAAGACUUUGUUCCAUUGUCUGUAUUUUCUGAGUCAUCACAAGGAAAACUUUCGGUGGAGGGCAAAAUACUGAACAAGUUUGACAUGAGGCCUCAUGCUGAAAAUCUUGAGAACUAUGGAAAACUUUGCCGUGAAAGGACAAACCAAUAUAUGACCAAAAUUAGACAGAUACAGGUCAUCGGCAAUGACCGUGGAACCCAUAUGAGGCCUAUGCCGGGGAUGAUUGCUCCUGGAUUUACUGUACUUAUCGCAGAGUUCUUUCUGUGUUCAUUAGUAAAAUUGUGUCUCACUACUUUCUUUGUGUUAUGUUGGGGCUUAUAUUCCAUGUGCAAAUUAUUUAUUUCUGUGAUAUUUGACUGUCCACCAUCACAUAUAAUGACAGCUGUGUGUUUGCAGCAGGAGAAGAAGAAGCCUCCACCAAAGGGAUCUGAAAUGAAGAGAACCAGAAGAGACCGUGGAGAGAUGGAAGAGAUUAUGUUCAAGCUCUUUGAAAGGCAACCGAACUGGACUCUACGACAACUGAUCCAGGAGACAGACCAACCAGAACAAUUCCUGAAAGAUCUACUUAAAGACCUAUGUGUUUACAAUAACAAGGGAACUAAUCAAGGGUCUUAUGAGCUGAAGCCAGAAUACAAAAGAUCUGGCGAAGAUGCCACUUCUAAAUAGGUCUCUAUCUAUUGAUACCCUUUAGAGAAAGCCUUCAUCACUGCUUUUGACAUUUAGAUUAAAACUGCUGGUGUCCUUGACUGGGUAUAUUUCUUCAACGCAAGGGAAGUGUGAAUAAGGGAACAGUGGCAAUUAUAAUUAAUUUGCUGAAAAUCUUCCUGAUUUAGGUUAUCUUACCUGUUCGAGGACCCUUCUUUUCUUUUCUUUUUUAAUGUUAUCCAUUGUCUAUAAUUUUUAAAUUUCUUGACAUGUGCAAGUAGGUUAGUGUUUUCUGUCAUGGACCUUGAUGAGCACUGUUGUACAUAUAAUCAAAGCAAGCUGCAGCUCUUACAGAGAUUUUGGUUAUUCUG